AUGGCCGAGAAGCAGCCAUUGCCUAAGAAACCUGUCUUCUCUGGGAUGACAGCACUCUCGGAUAAAACCAUGGUUGUCUCUUUCCCCAAGGAGUUCAAGAUGUCAGCAUUCGAACAUUAUGAUGGCAGCACCGACCCUGUUCAGCAUCUGGAAGGUUUCAACUCAAUUAUGGCUUUUUGUGGGGCCUCCGAUGCAAUCAUGUGCCGCGCCUUCCCCCCAACGUCGAGGAAAGCCGCUAGAACUUGGUUUACCCACCUAGAACCAAACUCUAUUCAUGAGUUUCGGCAGCUCAACAUGGCCUUCACCUCUGCCUUCACGAGCAGCCAGAGCUACAAGAAAACACCGGUCAAGCUAGAAGUCCAGGAACUUGAUCCUAAGGUAGAAUACACAGCUCUACUAGCUAGGAUCCGCGACAAGAACCUCAACUGGGAACUCUGUAGGAGUAAUCCCAACAAUCUGAUGGAACUCCAGGCUAGAUGCGAGAAGUACAUGAUGGUGGUGGAAACCCUAAACACAAAGAUGGAUGCCCAGGAUAGUAGAACCGAGAAAAAGAGAACCGAGCAAGAUGAAAAGCGAUCCAGCGAAGACGACAGGAAGAGGACGCGACGCCAAAGUAGAACCCCUCCAAAGUACUUUGAACGGUAUACUCCAUUCAAUCAACACCGUUCAAAAAUCCUGAUGCAGAUCCAGAAUGAGAAGUUCAUCAAGUGGCCGGCGAAGAUAGGUAACAACCCAAAUAAGAAGAACGGUGAUAAGUUCUGUCACUUCCAUAACGGAACCGGGCACAACAUUGAUGACUACAAGUACCUCAAAGGGGAGAUUGAGAGCCUAAUCCCGAGAGGCUACCUGGGGCAUUACAUUCAUGAUCGUCGAAACCAUGAAUGCCCUGACGACCUUAGAAGGGACCGCGAUAACGAACAGCACGGCCGCGGAGCAAAGAGAGACUAG
This is a messenger RNA of Telopea speciosissima, 948 nucleotides long. RefSeq lists its product as uncharacterized. The record is from RefSeq and is a predicted model, not a curated record. The coding region runs from base 1 to 948 and encodes 315 amino acids. The transcript is spliced from 2 exons. Lineage: Eukaryota; Viridiplantae; Streptophyta; Magnoliopsida; Proteales; Proteaceae.